AGUGAUAUCAUUCGAAGAGUUUCAAUAAAAAAUCAGUACGGGCGCGCUAGAUCGGCCAAACGAAUCGAUCAAUCUUUCCUCCCACCUACCUCGUUUCGAAUGUCCGGAAGCGUUCGAAUUCAGGUCCUUUUCUUCGCGUCGGCGCGAGAGGCCGCAGGGGGGCUGUCCACGACGACCCUCGAGCUGACGACAGACGAGGCCAACACACAGAGCCUCCGCCAAAAACUGGCCUCUCUCUACCCAAAGCUAGCGAACAUGGUCCAGGAUGAGGAUAAUCUGACCCUGGCACUGAACGAAGAAUAUGUUACCAAAGGUCAGGUUUUGCCACUACGGGAACGAGACACGGUAGCCUUGAUUCCACCCAUCAGCGGUGGGUAGAAAAGGAGGGCCAAAAACUMUUGUAAUGAUUGAAAUUAUUAAUACAAGAGAAAUUGCUUC
Molecule: messenger RNA, 438 nt
Organism: Pseudo-nitzschia multistriata
Lineage: Eukaryota; Bacillariophyta; Bacillariophyceae; Bacillariales; Bacillariaceae
Source: the annotation of a GenBank genome assembly